GCUGAGGUAAAAUCCCACCCUCUCGCACCAGGGUGGGACGGCAGCCCUUUCCUCCCGCAAAGAAAGAAGGGAGGGAGAGGCUCUUUCUCUCUCUCCAAAGGGGCCAGGGCUGCUUCCCCAAGCCUGCUCUUUUUCCACGGGCUCCUGCUUCCAGCCAGCCCCACGGAAAAGGGGAAAGAAAUGCCUCGCGUGGAGGGCCUCCCGUUCCUGGCUUGCUCCCUGCUGCUAGCUUUAGCUCGCUCGGGCUGGGCUGAAGAGGAGCCUCUGCCUUGGAGCCAGGACCAAAGGCCCCAGCUCUGGAGGAAGAAGGGGAUCUUUAGUAUCCAAAGUGAUAACCUCAAGACGUGUGUUAAAGCUGACACAUCCAAGCUCAUCCUGGAAGACUGCAGUCAAUUUUCCAAAUCCAUGUUGUGGAAAUGGGGUUCUAACCAGCACCUUUUCAACAUUGGGAGAAGCGCUUGCCUGGGACUCAACAUCAGUAACCAAGAACAGCCCUUGAUCUUGUCUGAAUGUGAUUCAGCUCAACAUUUUCUACGGUGGAACUGCCAGGGGAAGAAAUUGGUGGGAGCCUCUCAGUAUAAAUUGUCAGUUGAAAGUGGCAGAUUUAUUGUGGCAAAAAGAAUUUCCAGCUAUGGAUGGAAGCAGUUCAUGUCACUUGAUGGAAAUCUUUGUGAAAAUGCAUUCAAAGAAACAUACACCCUGAUGGGAAAUUCGCUUGGUUUGCCUUGCGUCUUUCCAUUUAAAUACAACAACAAAUGGCAUUAUGAAUGUAUCAGAGAUUCGAGAGAAGGUGGAUAUCCCUGGUGUGCUACAACAAGGCUGUACGAACAGGAUGAAAAAUGGGGACUUUGCCCAAAUUCUGAGUCUGGCUGUGACAUUUUUUGGAAGAUAAAUGCAGACACUCACAUUUGUUACCAACUCAAUCUCCUUUCUGUUCUCUCCUGGAACGAGGCACGUGCUGCAUGUCAGGAGCAAGGAGCAGAUUUACUAAGCAUCACAGAUAUGGCAGAACAGAAGUAUGUUUAUGACCUAACUAAAAAUCUCAGUGCAAAAGAAGUCAUGUUGUGGAUUGGCUUAAACCAACUUGAUGAAACUGCUGGCUGGCUGUGGUCGGAUGGAUCACCCUUAGCAUUGGUGAACUGGAGAUCAGAUCCCACUGAUGAUUCUCUCGGACAACAUUAUUGUAAGGCAUUGAACUCAAAAUUGCAAGACUGGCAAAGUUACCCAUGUGAAUAUGGACAACCAUACAUAUGCAAAAAAUAUUUAAAUGGUACAAAGCAUGAAGGAUUUGAUUCAUGGAAAUUUUAUCCUACUGACUGUGAUUAUAACUGGUAUCCACAUAAUCGUUUCUGCUAUAAACUACAUAAAGAAGAAAAGACCUGGGAUGAAGCUUUACUCUCCUGCCAGGAUUAUAAUAGCACUCUCAUUAACAUAGCCUCUUUAGCUGAUACAGAGAUGCUCAUUAACUUCCUUGAAUAUGAAAACAUAACAGAAACUUGGAUUGGACUGAAUAGUAACAAGAUCCCAGUUGAGUUUGAAUGGUCUGAUGGCUCUUCGGUCACCUUCACUUACUGGCACAAACAAGAGCCGAAUGUUGACCAGAGAGAAAGCCAACUUUGCGUUUCAGCUCAGCAGAAUGAGGGACGUUGGAAAGUUAAGAGUUGUAAAGAUAAAUACUUUUAUAUUUGUAAAAGAGCAGGAACUGCUGGAAAUCACAUUUCUGAACUAGAAUCAAGCUGUCCAGAGGGAUGGGAGAGGCAUGGAGGUUAUUGUUACAAGGUGGACAUAACUCCUCGAAGCUUCAAACACUCUGCUAGUGGCUACUACUGCCCUUCACUUGCAACCAUAACAAACAGGUUUGAACAAGGAUUCCUCAACAGUAUGAUUCGGAACAUGGUGGAGACAGAUAACGCUUAUUUUUGGAUAGCUCUGCAAGAUCAGAACAAUACAGGAGAAUACACUUGGCUAACUGGAGAUGGAAAUCAUCCUCUUAAAAUCUAUGCAAACUGGAAAAAGUAUGAACCUAGACAUCCUGGAGGAUGUGUUGUUAUUCGACAAAAUGAGCCCAUUGGGGCUUGGGAAGUGAAAAACUGCACAAGUUUCAAGGCUAUGUCACUAUGUAAGCAGGAGACUAAAUUCCGUGCAGGAAAUGAUCCCCACAAGGAACCCCAUUUUGAAAAUCCCUUGAAUACUUGUAUGUUUGGAUGGGAAUCUCAUUAUAAUCUGCUCAACUGCUACAAGGUAUUUCACAGUGAAAAAGUACUAAUGAAAAGAUCUUGGGCUGAAGCAGAAACUUUGUGUCAAGAUUUUGGAGCACAUCUUGCCAGUUUUACACAUGCCUUUGAAGAAGAUUUCUUGAACCAACUUUUGAACACAAUGUUUCAUAUUAGUGAAGAAAGACAGUUUUGGAUUGGGCUUAACAAAAGGAACCCAUUGUCUGGAGGAUCCUGGGACUGGUCAGAUGGCACUCCUGUUGCAUCUGCCUUUUUAGAGAACCUCUAUAUUGAAGAUAAUGUGAGGAAUUGUGCUGUGUAUAAAAUUAAUGGAGCAUUCUUGCCAUUGCAUUGCAGUUCAGAGCGUGAAUGGAUAUGCAAAAUACCAAAAGGUGUGAAACCGAGGAUUCCACAAUGGUAUAUAAAUGAGCCCUCAUGGUUUUAUUAUCGAGGAGCAGAAUACCUUUUUUAUGACAGUGCUUCAGAGUGGGCCACUUUUCAGUUUGUUUGUGGUUGGCUCCGUGGUGAUAUAGCAACAAUACAUUCCCCUGAAGAACAGGAAUUCAUUCAAAACAGAAUUAAAAAGAAUUCAAAAAUGAAUAAAAAUUGGUGGAUUGCACUGCAUUCAAAAGCACCUAAUAAAGAGUUUCGGUGGACAGAUGGCUCACCACUAUUUUACCAGAACUGGGAGCACGUUGGAAAUAGUCUUAUUUAUGCUCAUGGAGAAAAAUGUGGUUUUAUUUCUUCCCAAACAGGACUUUGGGGCUUUGCAGAUUGCACAAUAUCUCUACCUUGUAUUUGUAAACGUAAAAAGAUUAUGACUGUUGAGAGAGAAAUUCCAAAACAACAAAAACAUCAAGGAACAUGUCCAAAAGGGUGGCUGUAUUUUGGAUUUAAGUGCUUUCUGAUACAGAUUCCAAAGGAUCCAAGCCACCUGAAAAGCUGGUAUUCUGCCCAGACCUUUUGUAAUCAAUAUGAGGCCUCACUUGCUUCAAUUGAAAGUGAGGUUGAACAAGCUUUCAUCACAAUGAAUUUGUUUGGACAUAAAUCUAAUGUCUGGAUUGGUCUUCAGAGCAACAAUUAUGCAAAAUGGGUUAAUGGACAGGAAGUGGAAUAUUCGAACUGGUCUCCGGUAAAAGUAACACAGAAUCAUCGUGAUAACAGCUCUGAUACUCAGGGAGACAUUCCACUCUGUGCUUUGAUAUUAAACAACCCUGGUUUCAGUUCAAUGGGAAAAUGGGAUCUAGAAAAUUGUGACAAAAACUAUGGGUUUAUCUGCCAAAAGGCUCAAGAUACCUCUAGGUAUACAGUAGACCCUUCAGUGAUGUACCCCAUUCCAAAAACUCUGGAAUAUGCAAAUAGAACAUAUAUUUUAAUCAGUGGUAAUAUGACUUGGUAUAUGGCAUUAAAAACAUGCAAAGAAAAUGGAGCUGAAUUGGUCAGGAUUGCAGACCACUACCACCAGGCUUUCCUCACCGUUUUUAUAAAUCGACUGGGCUACAGUCACUGGAUUGGAUUAUUCACUUAUGAUGAUGAGCAUAGCUUUGAGUGGUCGGAUGGUACCAAGCCUUUUCAUACGUUCUGGGAAGAUGACGAAUCCAAGACUUCUGGAAACUGUGUUUAUAUAGACGUUAAUGGACACUGGAGAAGUACUGAUUGUGAGAGAUUCUUGAAUGGAGCAGUUUGUCACAUUUCCUCCAAGAGGAAGCCAACAGGAAAUAGAACCUGGUGUGACGAAAAGAUUGCCCCUUGGAUAAAAUUUGAAAAUGGAUGCUACAACUUUUCCACAGUUUUUGAAAACCUGACCUUUGAUGAAGCAUUUGAAUUUUGCAAAAAGCAAGGUUCUCACCUUCUGACAAUAAAAGAUGAAGAUGAAAACAUCUUUGUUCUGGAAGAACUGCAUCUUUUGGGAUCUUUGGUUGAAAUGAUUUGGCUGAAUAUCCAGUUUCUCAAUGAUAAUGGUACAAUAAUCUGGUUUGAUGGUUCUCCAGUUCAUUAUUCAAACUGGGGCAUGAAUAAACCUCUGUUGGGUCAGACAAAAGGAAAUGUUUGCACUGCCUUGAGAGCCACAGAUGGAGCCUGGCAAGUAUCACCCUGCCAAGAAAGGAAAGGAUUUGUUUGUAAAACCCACACAGACUUUCAUGAGAUUACAGUACCAUCAGUAAAAGUAUCAACUCGUAAAAUUGUAAUCCUGGCCGUGUUAUCAGUUUUGGUGAUAGCUGCCACGGCUGCAUCUGCCUGUGUGUGGUGCUGGCACAACCCUAGUCGUCACUUUAGAAGGCUACAGCAAUUCAGAAAGGCAUGUUCCUCAGACGGGAACUCUCCAGCUACUGCAGUUGAACAAAAUGUCCUCAUUUCUGAUUUGGAGAGGAAUGAUGACCUUCAGUGAUACAACAGCACCCCAGAUCCAAAAACUACUAAUAGAGCUGCAAUUUUAUCACCUGGAUUUUAUGACUCUUUACCUUUCCGUGCCCAUAUGACCAAAGAAAGGAAUGACCUCUGGCUGCAUUGAUAUCCCUCAAGACCAUCUUAAUUGAUAACAACCACAGCAAUAACAACUUUUCAAAUUAUAGGUCUUUGGCUCUAACAUUUUUGUCUUCU
This is a messenger RNA of Anolis carolinensis (green anole), 4814 nucleotides long. RefSeq names its product phospholipase A2 receptor 1 (gene pla2r1). The transcript has 30 exons. The coding region runs from base 181 to 4602 and encodes 1473 amino acids. The record is from RefSeq and is a predicted model, not a curated record. Gene Ontology annotation, cellular component: plasma membrane; signaling receptor complex. NCBI's taxonomy places the organism in Eukaryota, Metazoa, Chordata, Lepidosauria, Squamata, Anolidae. Gene Ontology annotation, molecular function: signaling receptor activity.